Necator americanus (New World hookworm) is the source of this 1623-nucleotide messenger RNA. RefSeq lists its product as uncharacterized. NCBI's taxonomy places the organism in Eukaryota, Metazoa, Nematoda, Chromadorea, Rhabditida, Ancylostomatidae. The transcript is spliced from 4 exons. The coding region runs from base 1 to 1623 and encodes 540 amino acids. The record is from RefSeq and is a predicted model, not a curated record. Gene Ontology annotation, molecular function: catalytic activity.
AUGCAUUUGAAAGAGCAGAAAAAAACCUACAAAACGGUUGGGCGACGACCUGUGGUGAAAGCUGAGCUCGCCGUGGCAUGGCUACUUAGUUUGGGGAAAAGUCUCUUUGCCACUCCAGCAUAUUCACUGCCUCAGUACCCUGCACACUGGGCCCUGCCGUCUCAGACGUCGGACGGUAUGGCGACCAGUGAGAGGCGAUCAAAUCUCAGACUGUGUACUUACAACGCGAGAACAGUUUCCACAGACGCUGACCUGCAUGCCCUUCUCGGAGCUGCAGAGCGUAUCAAAUUUCACGUGAUUGCUCCGCAGGAGACCAAGUGUAGAAGAAGCGACGUACGACAGAUGAAUGACGGUACACUCGUCAUUCGUGGAGAGAAGGUUCCGUCGCGAAAUGUAGGCGGUGUUGGUUUCGUUGUGCGCCCAUCUGUCGUCCAUCUCGUCGAUUCUCACGAGAUCCUGUCACCUCGUCUGGCCAUUCUUCGCCUCCGCCCUCUGCGCCAAAAAUCCAUCAGUAUCAUCAACUGCUAUUCACCAACAUCAGCAGCUGAUGAUUUCGAAUUGGACGCGUUUUACGAGGAGCUGGAAGUAGUCCGCAACGAGAAGUCCUUUUACAAACUCGUUGUCGGAGACUUCAACGCAAAACUAGGAAAGGCCACAGAAAAGGAAUACAGGAUUGGAAGAUUUGGACUAGGGGACCGGAAUGAAAAUGGCAAUCGUCUCGCCGGGCUGUUGUCCGUCGCUCGCCUCUUUCAUGGGAACUCUCUUUUCAUGAAAAAAGAUCAUCGUCGGUGGACAUGGGAAUCGCCCAAUGGCGCGACUCGUGCGGAGAUCGACCACAUACUCACCAACCGGAGGUGGUGUCUACUUGACGUUUCAGUAGUACCAUCCUUUUGUAGUGGUUCUGAUCACCGUCUCCUUCGUGCGAAAAUACGACUUAGCCACACGAUGGAAAAGAACAUCUGCUAUCGGCAACGAAGGAGAAAAGAAGUCGUCUACGACGAUUGCGUACUCGAGGACUCCUUGUCCCAAGGUGACUGGCACAUCGAGGAGGACCCAAACGUGGACUACGAGAUGCUGCUCAGAGGAUUACGAGCCUGUGCUGAACGUGCCUUGAAGCCGCGCACGACAAACAUGGAUCGAAUUUCGAAGACCACCAAGGAAUUGUUAGGAAGAAGAAGGACUUUGAGGCUUGAUCCGAAUGCAUCGCACAUUGAGCGCCCAACCAUCCCCACUGGUCAAGCUCCACCACGGAUUCUUCCUUCGGAAGUACGAGUCGCUAUCAAGAGCAUGAAACCUGGCACAGCCCCCGGACCUGAUUUUAUAUCAGCAGACUUUCUUCGGACUGGUGGCCAUCCGCUUCAUGUAAUCUUAGCAGCACACAUGACAUCCUAUCUUCAGAAAGAAAGAAUCCCAGACCAGUGGAAGACCUCACGAACCGUUCUUGUCCAUAAGAAAGGUGACCGAGAGGACCUUCGGAACUACCGUCCGAUAUGCUUGCUGAGCGUGUUAUACAAACUAUUCACCAAGAUCAUCCUCACGCGCAUAUCUAGGACGCUGGAUGAAGCCCAGCCUCAAGAACAAGCUGGAUUCCGCCAGGGGUUCAGCUGCUUGGACCACAUCUAG